Diospyros lotus (date-plum) is the source of this 2165-nucleotide messenger RNA. RefSeq lists its product as uncharacterized. Gene Ontology annotation, molecular function: calmodulin binding. The record is from RefSeq and is a predicted model, not a curated record. The transcript is spliced from 2 exons. The coding region runs from base 274 to 1890 and encodes 538 amino acids. Lineage: Eukaryota; Viridiplantae; Streptophyta; Magnoliopsida; Ericales; Ebenaceae.
GUUCCCUCCCAAAAUGGAUGAAGAUUCUUAAUGGCGUGGCAAUCACCGUUAUUUGGACUCUCUCUCUCUCUCUCUGUGUGUAUAUACGCACGCACUCACGCACAUAUGUUCCCUAGAUUUUGAGCCUGAGAACCGCCAUAAUUGCCGCUCCCUAGAUUUCUAGAACCAGGCUUCGGUUUCUCCUGCCUUUUCAUUUCUGGAUUCCCGUUCCUCGGCUUUUCAAUACAUUGCCAAGAGGUAACGGUUUGAUUCAGUAAUCUAGUAUCUCAUUUGAUGGCUGAGGAGAUAAUUGAUAUCCCGGAGAUCCCCGAGAUAAUUGACCUCGGUGGUGGGUACAAAAGGCGGAGCUCAACUGGAAACUUGAACAAUUCAACGUAUGGAGUGAAAGCCCGAUAUCUCAGUGCUUCAAUGGGUUCCUGCCAUGAUCUUUGCAAAUAUGGAAGAAAACAGAUCCCUGAGGAAAAGCCAUGGAAUUCCAUAUCAAAAAGAGUUACAGCAAGACCAGGUGAAGUCGAGGAUCAGGCCAGAGGUGUAAACAUACAGGACAUAAAGAAAAUUCCAGUAACCAAUCCAAAGCCUUUGCCUGAUUUUAGGAGACAGACAACUAACCAACCGCGAAGCAUUAAGAAAGAAGCUCCAGCAUCAUCGAAGAAAGGAGCUGUAUCUCCAAAAACUUUCUUGUUGUCUGGUAACAAAAAAGAUGCUUCCAAGAAACCUGCUAGUGAGUUACGGUUAAAGCCUGUGAAAACAAAGCCAUCUUCUUUCACCAUACCUGGAAAUUCAGGCAUUAGAUGGGACAGUGAUAUGAAGACAAGGAAGGGGACGUGGGUGUCCAAAUAUGGAAAGAAAAAAGAUUUGGUGCCACCAAAUGCUUCUCAGUCUCCAAGACGGCGUAUGGAGAGACAAUUGAGUGCGAAGUCUGGAAAGUCUAAGGACAAGAGACGAUCAUCUCAUCUGAAAAGUACAAAUAAUGUUCGAAAAACUGAACCCAAGCUUCCCAUUCAUGAAGAAGUUCCAGAAAAAACGUUGUAUGUGAUCGAAACAAAACCGGAGGACUCUACUACAGGACUUGCUCAAAAUGGUAAUGAUAAUGCUUAUUCCUAUGAAUCCUUUUCACCUUCUUCCAAGGACAAAAACGAACGCUCUCAAAGUAGGGUCCGUAAUCCUCUGUCACCCCCAUCCCCUGAGAAUGAAAUAUUGAGACACUCGGGAAAUGGUAUCUUUACUGGUCGAUUAUCCCCAUCCUCAUCUUUUUCUUUUCCCAAGAAAAAUUUAAGACGCAUUGAAAUUGGAAAUCAUAAGGCCUUAUCGCCUUUAUCAUCACCGUUGUCACGGUCCCCAUAUGCAUCUGAGUUGAUGCCAAGUGAUGAAAGUGCGCGCUUCCACAAAGGCAGGGGAGCUAAAACUGAGAGCCAAACGCCAAAUUACAGUGAGGAAACCGCUAGAAGUCCUAGAAGGUUGGGGAAAGUUAUCACGGAAGUUAAAGUUAUAACACCCCGGAAGCUCAACUUCAGGAGAGGAAAGGUGAUCGAUGUGCAGAUUAAGAGCGGUGGUAGUCCAAAGAAACUCAUAUUCAAGCAGAGAAGGGGCCAUUUUGGUGAGAACCAAAAUGGCAGAGGCAAGACUAGUCCGAGAAGCUUGAAGAAAGUAGUUGCCACCGACGAAUUUAAUGGUUCAAAACCUGAAUCUGUGAAAGUUGUCCUUAGGCGGCAGCAGGCUGCGGAACGAAAGAAAGGCGACCAGAGUUUGUUCAACAAUGUCAUUGAAGAGACUGCAAGCAAGCUUGUCAAAACCCGUAAGAGCAAGGUUAAGGCUUUGGUGGGUGCUUUCGAAAGCUUGAUCUCGCUCCAAGAUGCUACUUCUUCCGACAGAACUGUUCAGCAGUACUAAUGGUUAGAGUAUCCGCUUAUGAACAUGUUAUUGAUCUGUACAUAAUGAAUGGGUAGAUAAGAUUUGAAGGUCAUACAGACCGAAGGCCAACACAUUUCUUUUCUUUCUUGGUGGGUGGGUGGGGAGGCAUUUGAGUUCAGAAAUCUUGUUUUGUGCUGUUCCAAUAUUUCUGUCAAAGUUGACUUAUUCUUUCCCCCUUUCUUCGUUGAUUGAUUUUUAUUCUUCACAUGGGAGGUGGAUUUCAAUCAGUAUGCGUGGGAUUAUUCAUAGAGCUA